GGGAGACUACGUUAGUACAACUCUUCGGGAAAAGGAAUUUGACCCAAAAGGAAAAAGGGAUUCGUCAUGUUUUGCUGACCUGAGAUUGCAGUGAUCAGAUAUAUAUAACAACUCACCAUGACUACAACUGGCAAACAUUGCAGCGAUUUCCGUAUCAGAGGAUGAAGCAUUGUUAUUUCUGCAGAGCUCAUUCUGAUGCAUGAUUUAAUGCAGACUGCAGCCAGUGUGACAGCUUCUGUGUUUGGGAAGAUUAGGCAUUCGUUACCCCCCAAAAGACUGGUCUAAUUCAGCGGAGUACUUUAUUGGCAGUGUAACUGUUAUACAUUAUUGUUGCCUGUAUUUAUCAUCAAGAAAACAGCUGAGAUAUAUUAUGGUGUCAUCUAUAUGGCUCAUUAUGACCUAGCGAUCAGCGUUGCAAUGCAGUGGCUUAGUACCUCUAAAAAAGGACGGAUAAAGCUGUCAUUAAACCAUCACAAAUACCCCAAUCGGAUGGAGAGGGAAGCAAUGAUUUUAUCCUCUUUUGCAGGAUUGCUAAUGAAUAGUAUCCCAGUGGAAGACGUCUUUGAAAUAUAUGGCAGCAAGCCUUCAACAACACCGCUGCAGAAUUCAGCCAAGGGACAUUUGAUGCAGCCCUUCAGCCUGUCGCUACAUCCCUUCGCUAUGCUGACGGCUCCGCAGGCCGCGCAACAUGCUAUAAAGCACUGUGCUAGAGUGUACAAGUCCACUGUCAGGAAUGAAAUCAAUUCACCAGAAAACCAUGUUUUGGCUACAGAUGAGGAAAUAGAUCCUGGAAGGGAAGAAACAUCAGCGACAUCUGAGAAUGGAGAGGACACUAUUGCUACAGCUGAAUGUGAUCUAAACUCAUGAAGAUCCAGAAAAUAUGUUUAUUAAUAUUUAUCUUGCUGCCCUUUAAUUCUGCAAGAGAUCACUGUUCAAAAUCCGCAUUCCUAUAAACUACAGUGCAAUGUUUGUAA
Messenger RNA from Pseudophryne corroboree (corroboree frog), 974 nucleotides. RefSeq names its product chromosome 7 C2orf80 homolog (gene C7H2orf80). The record is from RefSeq and is a predicted model, not a curated record. The transcript has 8 exons. NCBI's taxonomy places the organism in Eukaryota, Metazoa, Chordata, Amphibia, Anura, Myobatrachidae. The coding region runs from base 385 to 867 and encodes 160 amino acids.